AUGUCGUCAUUACGGCAAAGAUCGCGCCCACGUCGUAGAAAGACAAGAAAACGUGAUAAUGACACUACAGAUCUUGAUUUUGAGGGGAACACCCAAGAUCCAGAUGCCCAUUCGAUCAUCACACCCUCAAAACACACCCCGAGACCCUUCAGAGUAUUGCGGGGCUCAGUGUCGGCUGGGGGUCCACUACGUCCAUUUCGCCUCAUAAAGCAAGAUCUUGUCAAUCUUCGGCGGAGAUAUGUGACAGACUGGACUGUGUUUAAUCAACUUAUCUUCGCCAGCGCAGUCUAUGUCUUUUUCACGAAUCUUCUGCCCGGCAUCACGUUCGCUAGUGAUUUGUACGUGCUGACGGGUAAGAGCUGGGGCACGAUUGAGGUUGUGUUCAGCACUGGGCUCUGUGGCAUAAUUUUCUCCCUGUUCUCGAUUCAACCCCUCACUAUCCUCGGGGUGACAGGACCAUUCUCCGUCUUGGCAGAGAAUAUAUAUUCAUUAUGCAUUGAAGUGUUUGAGGUCCCUUUCCUGCCAUUUAUGGCUUGGUCGUUGAUCCAUUCUGCAUGGCUACACUACCUUCUGGCUAUCGUCAAUGCACACGACUGGACCAUGCGCUAUGUGACGACGUUUGCAACAGAGAUAUUUUCUCUGCUCAAUAGUGUCAUUUAUUUUCACAAGGCUAUUCAGGAACUUGAAAGAGCGCAUUCAACUCUGUCCUUCGCGGCAUUUCUCUAUGCCGUUAUAGGGGCAGUUGGUACUAUGCUCCUUGCCAUAUUUCUUUCCACAGCUGAAAGCUGGCGUCCGCUCUUCCAUCGGUAUAUUCGCCUUGGAUUGGCAGAAUAUGCAGCAGCAAUUUCGAUUAUCAUCUUCAUCGGUCUCCCCCAUGUUGGUGAUCUAGCCAACCUAGACAAGAUGACUCUGGCCGUCAGCAAAUCAUUUCGGCCAACGUCUCCUGACCGAGAGAUAUUCUUCGUGGAAUUUUGGAAGUUACCAAUUGGAUGGAUCUUUGCGGCUGUGAUCCCAGGUCUAAUAAUCACUAUCCUCUUCUUCUUCGACCAUGAAGUUAGUUCCAUCAUUUGCACCAUUGACCGGUAUGGAACACGCAAACCCGGGGGAUUUGCCUGGGACAUUGUUCUGCUCGGAACUACCACGGCUCUUUGCGGUAUUCUAGGUAUACCACCCUCCAACGGUCUCCUACCACAGGCGCCUUUGCACUCGGAGUCCCUCAUGCACACAGAGAAAGAAGAUAUCAGUGUUAUUGUCGACGGCGAAGAAAAGAUCGAGAAGCGUGACGUGCGUCGUGUAUACGAGCAACGCUGGUCAGCUUUUCUCCAUUCCGGUGCAAUAAUGCUAUUUGUCAGUCCGCCGUUUAUGACGGUGCUUGGCUUGACGCCGACCAGCGUCCUUGCGGGACUGUUUCUCUUUAUGGGCGAGCAAAGCCUAUCUGUCAACCCUAUUCUGUAUCGCACAUUAUAUCUUCUUACUCCACCAUCUGAGCUACCAGUUUUACCCAACUCCAUGCGCAAAACUACCGAACUUCCAGGUAUCACUGAAGAAACCCCGCCACAAAACCCCUCCUAUAUUCCAGUCCACCUCUACACGUCAUUGCAGAUCGUUAUUACUGUAGUCAUCUUUAUUCUCACACUAACGCGCGGCGCCCCGGCAUUUCCUGUGCUAAUUAUCGCCCUCGUGCCAUUCCGGCUUAUGGUAAUGAAGCGAUGGUGGCCACGCGAGGUUCUACGAUUCGUUGACGCAUGGGCUUGUCGAGAAGGGACCCCAGAAGAUGACGAAGAUGCCAAGAUGUCAACAGCCCCAUGGAGUUCUAGUACUGAUGCUGUUGCAAGUGGAGGGAUUUUCCAACAAGAUUUAGAUUUGAAUUCAGGGGCGAGGGAUCUUUCUUCGGCUGUAGAGUGCAGUGCUACCCUUAAUGAGAUUCGUGGUUCUGGAAUGGACGUCAAAGAUCGGGGUCAUUGGGGGAUAACUGAUGAUACAAAUCAUGAAUGGAUGGAGCUAGAGCCUCGAGAUCUUCCUGAUGAGGAACAGGGCCAUGAAAAAUAG
Penicillium taxi is the source of this 2049-nucleotide messenger RNA. RefSeq lists its product as uncharacterized. Gene Ontology annotation, biological process: borate transport; monoatomic anion transport; monoatomic ion homeostasis. The transcript has 4 exons. Gene Ontology annotation, cellular component: fungal-type vacuole; plasma membrane. NCBI's taxonomy places the organism in Eukaryota, Fungi, Ascomycota, Eurotiomycetes, Eurotiales, Aspergillaceae. The coding region runs from base 1 to 2049 and encodes 682 amino acids. Gene Ontology annotation, molecular function: borate efflux transmembrane transporter activity; solute:inorganic anion antiporter activity. The record is from RefSeq and is a predicted model, not a curated record.